AUGCCACUGUCAUAUCUUACCGCAAGCUGCCCUACAGCAGCAGCAGCAGCCCCAGCAGCAGCAGCAGCAACAGCAGCAGGCGGGCAAGCAGUAGAGGAUCAGCAGCAGCAGCAGCAGCAGCAGCUGGGUGGCUUCACGCCGCACAACCUGCUGCAGCCGCAGACGCCCAUGAUGUCGCCGGCCGUGCACCAGCUGCAAGCCACGCCAUCACACCCGCAGUCGGGCCUCUACAACCCGGCCACGCCGGCGCCCAUGACGCCGCUCACGCCCGCCUCCAACGACCCCGGCAUCGUGCCGCAGCUCCAGAACAUCGUGUCCACCAUCAACAUGCUGUGCAAGCUUGACCUGCGGAAGAUCGCGAUGCAGGCGCGCAAUGCAGAGUACAACCCGAAGCGGUUCGCUGCCGUCAUCAUGCGGAUCCGUGAGCCGCGCACCACCGCGCUCAUCUUCAGCUCCGGCAAGAUGGUGUGCACGGGCGCCAAGAGCGAGGACGAUUCCCGGCUGGCGGCCAGGAAGUACGCGCGCAUCAUCCAGAAGCUCGGCUUCGACGCCAAGUUUGCGGACUUCAAAGUGCAGAACAUGGUUGGAAGCUGUGACGUGAAGUUUCCGAUCCGGUUGGAAGGUCUGGUGCUCACCCACAACCAGUUCAGCAGGCCUCUUUCCCUCUCUCUCCCUCGGUUGUCGAGGGCGUACAGCCUGGUGAAAAUGAUGGCUGUGGGAUCUCUGGACGAAGAGAUAUUAUCACCCGAUUACGUGGACCAUACGAGAAGAAUGUGUGGUCCAUAUUUCAACUUUGUUUCAGCUCCUCACAAAACCAGCACAGAUGCAGUUCUACAUUUCAAGAUAUUGGUGCCCAGUGCAGCUGCAGGGGCAAUCAUUGGGAAAGGAGGAGAAACCAUUGCACAGCUUCAAAAAGAAGCUGGGGCAAGAGUGAAAAUGUCUAAGGCUAAUGACUUCUAUCCAGGAACAACGGAACGUGUUUGCCUGAUCACGGGGUCGCCGGAGGCCAUCCUGCAGGUGUUGCAAUUCAUUCAAGAGAAGAUCAGAGAGAAGCCCGACCCCAACGGAAAGCCCGCCAUCGACUUCGACAACAAAAUGAUGGCCGAGAGAGAUAAACAGGUCAAAAUAUUGGUGCCAAACAGCACGGCCGGAAUGGUGAUUGGAAAGGGCGGCAACUACAUCAAGCAAAUAAAAGAGGAGACGGGCGCGUACGUGCAAAUCUCGCAGAAGGCCAAGGACCAGACGCUGGCGGAACGGUGCAUUACUGUGAUUGGGGAGAGGGAGGUGAGCCAGGCGGCCUGCAUGAUGAUCCUGCAGAAGGUGAGCGAGGACCCGCAGUCGGGCAGCUGUCUCAACGUCAGCUACGCCGACGUCAGCGGCCCCGUAGCCAACUUCAACCCCACCGGCUCGCCGUUCGCCGCCAACAGCGUCGGCUCGCCCGGUGGCCAGACCAACGGCAACGGCGACUACGACGGCUUCGUGGCCAACCCGACGAUGCUGGCCAACGGUCUGCAGCUGGAGCUGCAGCCGCUGCCGCACAGCGGCACGGGCCACCACCUCAGCCCGCCCACGCUCGACCACAUCCACAACACGCUGCGCAACAGCGGCUAUCCCGAACAGGCCGCCAACGAGAUAACGACUGCCAUCGACACGCUGGCAAUGUACGGAAUCCUGGGUAUCAGCGUGCCAAGCUCGCCCAUCUCACCCGGCCAGCCGUCCCUGCCCGUGUCCGGCAGUUACCCGCACCCCUCCAGCGCCCUGCUCGGCCUCAACGUGUCCACCAGCGAGUCACUGAACGGCAACUCGAGCCUGUACAGUCCGCUGUCGCCGAUGGUGCCGCUGCCGUCGACCAGCUCCCAGGCGUCGGGGCCGCCCGGCUCGCCCGGCCGCCAGCCGGACCCGUUCUCGCCGGGGGGCGAUGCCGCGUACGACCCGUUCCGCGGCCCGUCGGCGCUCAGCCCGCUGCCGGUCAACAACAACUCGUACGGGCUGGGCACGCAGCCGGGCCUGGCCGGCCUCUCCAAGAGCCCGCCGCCGCCCGGCGCGCUCCAGGCUGCCAUCAUCAAGCAGGCGGAGAUGGCCGACGGCCAGCACAAGAUCGACCUUGAGGUGGGCGAGUAUAUCAUCGGCGCAAUCCUGGGGCCGGGCGGCCGGAACCUGGUGGAGAUCCAGCACCUGAGCGGCGCCACCAUCCAGAUCUCCAAGAAGGGCAUGUUCCGGCCUGGCACGCGCAACCGGAUCGUGUCGCUGGUGGGCUCGGCGCAGGCCAUCAGCACGGCCCAGUACCUCGUCGAGCAGAAGAUCAGCGAGGAGGAGGCCAAGCGCGCCCGCCAGACGGCGCUGGUCGGCGCCGCUCAGUAGCCGCCCCGCUUUACACUCUCAUCGGCGUGUCGGGCGGCCGCGGUCCGUGCGGCCGGGCUGUCCGGCGCCCUCAUCGCACCGCAGCCGGCCGCCCGCCGCCGCCGCCGCCGCCACGGGAGGCGGCGGCGGCGGGCGGCCGCCGGCGCCGGGAGCCCAUCAUGUUAACGCUUCCCUCCCGCGGCGGCGCACGGCCGCGCGCCGUCUUCAGCGUGACGGCGUCAUCGUGUUUCGUGUCCUGUCUUCAUUUAGGGUAGUUAAGCUAACGUUCCGGAGCGUUUAACUGUUGCCUGUUGCGUGCGUCUCACCACACAUACAUGCAUACACAUACCAGCAUUACAUACGCAUAUAUGUAGGUGUUUAACUGGAGUAGCGCUAACUAUCGGCUAUGCGGUGGGUUGCGGAGUAGGCCGGCCGGCGGCCGUCUCCGUCGUCGCCGGCCGCCAGGGUCGGGCCUUCACUGGUUGUGGGUGAUUGGUAGCUGCGCGCGCGCGCGCGUGCGCGUGGUGACUCGCCUCGCCCGGCGGGCGGGCCGCCGCCGCGGCCGACGCCCGGGCGGUCCUCCUAGUCACUGGCUCGGGCGCCACUUCAGCAUCGGUCAUUUUCAGUCGCUCUCUCGCUCGGUCAUUCAUUCUCGGAGCGCGGUCGCCCUGCUCAUUCAUUACCGAUGUCUCAGGAACGGGGGGCGGCCGCGCCGGCGCUUGGCCCGGCGCGCUCAUCGUCUCGCGGCCGGGCGGGGCGCGGUCGGCUCGCGCGCCAGCCGGCCGCACCGCCUCGGUGGGCGGCCUCCCCGGCGCUCGGGCCACCCGGCGGGCGGCCGCGAUGUCGCCGGGCGGGGAGGCUCCGCGGCGCGGGCGGCGCGUCCGGCGGCGUCUCGGCCGGCCGUAGUGCCGCCGACUGUUCCCCCUCCGCCUCGUCUGCGCAGAGCUAUGCAUAAUGGGAGAUUGGAAGGGGUGGGACGGAGGAAUGCCGCCGCCCCCGGCCUGGCCCGGGGCGGCGCCUAGUGCCGGAGCUAUCCCAGUGCCUGAAUCACGGUCCGGAGGUGACUGAUCAUCACUAUUCGACUCUGUCGACGUGCGCAUCCCCGCCGCCAGAUGGAGCUCUCCGUUGUCAAGCCAUGGGGGUUGUUGCAAUACACGUAGUCGUUGCGUUGCGGCCAGAAAACGAAGAAGGGGCCGCCGCGUUUUACGACCAAAACCAUUUUCAGACGCAUGGGCUCUCCACAGUCAGUCCUCGACAUCAGUCUCACUUCAAGUUGUUGCAUUGUUUUUUAUGAGUAUUGUCUAUUUCCCAGUGGUCGCCGGGAAGGUGCCGCUGCGAUGAGUCCCGGGAUAGCCGCGCUUGAUAUGGAAUGUGGCCCGGCACGGAACGAAAGUCCUGUAAUCGCGUGGGUGGCGCACGCCCUCUGGUCGGGUGGCUCUGUGGUCGCGUGACCGGCAUCUGACGGCGACCGCGAGCUGCCCUGACGAGACGAGCGUGCGAUCACGUGGUCCCAUGUCAUCUGUGCCGUCCCCCGUGGCUCUAGCUACCUUUUGUCCGCGGCACGGUAGACUAUAUCAUGUGUUGUAUACCAUUCAUUAUUUACAUGGUGUAAGCGAACUACAACGCACUGAAUAAAGGGCUAUCUUCCAGAUGUA
Pollicipes pollicipes is the source of this 3995-nucleotide messenger RNA. RefSeq names its product RNA-binding protein Nova-1. The transcript has 15 exons. The coding region runs from base 1 to 2361 and encodes 786 amino acids. NCBI's taxonomy places the organism in Eukaryota, Metazoa, Arthropoda, Thecostraca, Pollicipedomorpha, Pollicipedidae. Gene Ontology annotation, biological process: DNA-templated transcription initiation. The record is from RefSeq and is a predicted model, not a curated record. Gene Ontology annotation, molecular function: RNA binding; DNA binding.